ACAGACAAGUGGGCCAAGUUUUGUGGCCCACGGUUCAGUGAGUAGUCUAAGUAUAAAAUGGUGGUCCCCUGCUUCCUUCUCUCCCCGUUUCGGCCUUUCCCUCCCCGUCCGGCCGUCCAUUUCUGACUACCCUUGAUCGAAGUGGCGGCUGGCCGCCAGAGCACAAGCUGAAUACGCAUCCGUCUGCGGCGGCGGCGGCUGGGCACGCCGGCAUCCAAGGAGGCGGAGGCUGCGACGGGUGUGCGCACCGGUAAUCCAAGGCGGCGGCGGAGGAGGAGGAGGUUGCUUCUCUUCUGAACGGCGCACGAGAUUUGGCCGCGCCUUUGCCGGGAUGGAGGAAGGAAGCCCGGCGCCGGCGCCGGCGGCCUCGGCCUACCUCCCCGACGACGUCGUCGUCGAGAUCCUCGCGCGGCUGCCGGCCAAGCCGCUCCACCGCUUCAAGUGCGUCUCCCGGACCUGGCGCCGCCUCAUCACGGACCCCGCCCACUCCCGCAGGUUCGCGCAGACCCUGUCGGGCCUCUUCUUCUCCCUUGGGUACGAGGCCGGUCCGCCCUGCUUCGCCGGUUUGCACACGCCUCCGCCUCCUGGAGUCGACACGGCUCUCUCCUUCCUGCCCCCCAGCUGCGGCGAGAUCGAGCUGCUCGAUUCCUGCAACGGGCUCCUACUCUUGCGAUGCUCGCGCUCCCGCAGGUCAACUCGGAUCCCCUUCUAUGUCGUGUGCAAUCCGGCCACCGGAAACUGGGCUACCUUGCCCCAACCUAGCCACGCCCCAGGGGAGAGGGGCUAUGAUGAUGAACUCAUGGCAAACAAGAACACCUGCAAUGCUGCACUAGGCUUUGAUCCGGCUGCCUCCUCGCAUUUCCAUGUGCUUCAGCUGGUGGAAAAGGAGGACCAAUAUGAGGAUAUCGUCGUGGCGAUGGAGAUUUACUCAUCCGAAACUGGCAUAUGGGUUUUCAAGGAGCCGCGCGCCGGGGACGAAUGACGGAGUCAAUGACACCUACUCCGCAGCGCUAGGCUUUGAUCCGGCAGUCUCCUCGAAUUUCCAUGUGUUUCAGAUGGUGCAGGAGCAUUACUACGACGAGGACUUGUUUGUCGUGGCGGUGGAGAUUUACUCAUCCGAAACUGGCAUAUGGGUUUUCAAGGAAAGCAGAUGGAGUGAGUGGGACAUCCGAUUCACCGGACAGAUGACCUAUUUCAAUGGCUUCCUGCACUUCUGCAUCGCCUCCAACGCGGUGGCCUCGGUGGAUACACAGGGCCAGGCGUGGAGGGUCUCCCGUGUGCGGCACAAUGCAGUUUAUGGCUAUAGCUCUUCUAUCAGCCAUUCUCAGGGGCGCUUGCUUUAUGUUGAUAACAAUGUCUGGCAGAAUGAUACCCUGUCAAUCUAUAUUCUCGAGGACCACAAUAGUGAGGAGUGGACAUGGGCCUUCAAGCAAAGUAUCUACAAGCCGGAUCUAUUUGGACCAAGACCAGCACAAGGGGGCUGGGACUACUACAUAGCUGCAUUUCAUCCAAACGGCGAUUUGGUUUUCUUCUAUGAUGAGCGUCAGAAAAGACUGAUGUCCUAUGACAUGAAACACGGACAUGUGCACGUUAUCUGUACUCUUGGAGAAGUGCUCAAACUUGUGCAUGGAGAAUAUUAUGACGUGCGUCGCCUGUUUUUACCUUAUGUUCCAUUGUACUCAGGGGCAUUAGCAUCGCCUAGUAUCAACUAGAAAUGCUUCGCAUC
This is a messenger RNA of Setaria italica (foxtail millet), 1726 nucleotides long. Its product is annotated as putative F-box protein At1g47300. The transcript is spliced from 2 exons. Gene Ontology annotation, molecular function: protein binding. The record is from RefSeq and is a predicted model, not a curated record. Lineage: Eukaryota; Viridiplantae; Streptophyta; Magnoliopsida; Poales; Poaceae. The coding region runs from base 332 to 982 and encodes 216 amino acids.